This is a messenger RNA of Mesitornis unicolor (brown roatelo), 489 nucleotides long. RefSeq names its product regenerating islet-derived family, member 4 (gene REG4). Bases 1 to 489 code for a protein of 162 amino acids. The record is from RefSeq and is a predicted model, not a curated record. The transcript has 5 exons. NCBI's taxonomy places the organism in Eukaryota, Metazoa, Chordata, Aves, Mesitornithiformes, Mesitornithidae.
AUGAGGAGGAUGGCAGCAGCGACCAGACUCGCCCUUCUGCUGCUGGGCUGCAUGGGACUCCUGCAGCCAGUCGGCGCCCGGUACAUAAACUACUGCCCCGAGGGCUGGAACUAUUACAAGCUCAGCUGCUUCAGGUACUUCCGUGAGCUCCGAACUUGGGACGAGGCUGAGAGGCAGUGCCAGGCCAACCACGCCAGCGCCCAUCUGGCCUGGGUGGAGGAGCCCAAGGAAGCGGCCACCCUGCAAAGGGUGGUCUCCUACUACCAGCGUGUGCAGCCUGUCUGGCUCGGCCUCCGCUAUGGACACGAGAACCGGGCCUGGCAGUGGUCAAGUGGGGACGAGUACAGCACCACCAGUGGGCUGGUGAGGAAUGGUGCCCAGCGGGGGACCUGUGGCAUGCUGACCCACCACAGCAACUUCGCUCUGUGGUCCAGCACCGACUGUGCCCAGCGGCAUCACUACAUCUGCAAAUUCAUCCCCUCGCUCUGA